AUGAGCUUCAGAACCGUUGCACUCCUUCAGAGCAGCCGACGAUUGUUGGCCUGCGCUGAAGCAAGAAAUAUUCACACAGCAGCUCCUCGUUACGGAGUGAUUCGAGAUGCCGGGGACAAGGCCGCAGAAGUGGCCGAAGCUGCAAAGGAAAAAUUGAACGAAGCUGGUCACAAAAUCAGCGAGACCGGACACAAUAUCAAGGAGAAGGUGAAGGACGGCUUCGAGAAGGUAAAAGAAAUGGGCGAAGACGUAAAGGAAAAUGCUGAGGAGAAAAUGCGACGCGGUUACGAGAGGGCCAGAGAGGCUUCAAAGGAUGCCAAAGAAGCUGUUGAGGAAAAAAUGGAACAUGGCAAGAGAUCUGUGCAAGAUACGAUGGAACGUGGAAAAAGAACAGCUGAAGAGAAAUUGGAACGAGGCCGGAGAUCGGUCGAGGACAAAAUGGAACAUGCCAAGAGAGUAUCCGGAGAAGAAGAACUGAAAGCCGAUCGAUUUGCUCAUGAAAAACUACGGGAAGCUGAGGAUAAUCUCAAGCGCGGAAUCUAAAUGGUUUAGAACCCCAGCUGAUUUGUCUGUUGAAAACACAUGACUUGUGAUGUAGAAUUCGGAGAUUUUGCCUGUUUUUAUGUUCUUCUCGCUUUGUAAUAAGGUUUGUAUAUAGAUGGAUAAGUUAGAAAAACGCUGGCUCAUAUGUCAGAUAUCAGGUGGUUGACAGUUGUGUAGCUGUAGCGAUUCUGACGUGUACAUUUGUGAUUUCAUGGACGUAAAUAAAUAUUUGAACGAAC
This is a messenger RNA of Cylicocyclus nassatus, 782 nucleotides long. NCBI's taxonomy places the organism in Eukaryota, Metazoa, Nematoda, Chromadorea, Rhabditida, Strongylidae. The record is from the annotation of a GenBank genome assembly.